CCAGUAAAACUGUCUCUCACUACACAUCACUCUCAGCAUUUUCUCUCUCUAGGCAGCACAUCAUCGGAAGGAGCCAUGUGGUGAAGGUCCCCAAAGAAGCAAUACGCCCAUAAAUUGUAGAGAGAGAAAGACAGACAGUCUCAUCUUCUAUUUAAGAGAGAGAGAGAGAGUCUCGUCUCUUCUUUCUGCUAUGAAACACCCAAUAAGUAUUGUAGAGUGAGAAAGGAAUGGCACCAUGUUUCCUCUUUGUGGGUAAGUGAUCCGACCAUUUUCUCCUGAAUUCUCAGAAGCUUUGGAGAGCGAGAAACCCUUUUCGCCUUCUGCAGUCGUGGAGAGAGAUCUUGCUUUCUCGAAUUAUCAGUGAUAGUUAGAGAGAGAAAGUCUUAUUCUCAUUGACACUAUCUUCGUGAUCGAAAUUAUGGAAUCUUUCUCUUGAAUUAUCAUUGACAGAGGGAGAGAAGUUUCAAAAGAAAUAGAAAAAUAAUCAGUGACUGAAAGAGAGAGAGACCCUUUCUCAGACUCCCUUUACUCAUGAAUUAUCGUAGAGAGAAUAUGAAUCUUUGGUUUCAGAAAGAGAAACAUGUUUGAUCGAAGUAUUUUCUCUUGAAUUAUCGUUUAGAGAGAGAGAGGAAGAAGAAGAAGAAGAAAAUCCCUGGUGUUUCCAUUACUCCUAGAGAGAGAGAGAGAGGGGUUAGAUGCCAUGAGCUUGGAAGACUCCAUGAAGGUCCUCUCCCUGGACUACUUGAACCUCCUCAUCAAUGGCCAGGCCUUCAGCGAUGUUACAUUCUCGGUCGAGGGCCGCCACAUCCACGCCCACAAGUGCAUCCUUGCCGCCCGCUCCUCCUUCUUCCGCCGCUUCUUCUGCGAUCAGAAUCAAAAUCAAAACACAGCUCAAAAUCCAAAUCAAGCCCUUUCCCCCAUAACAACCUCUAGCCCCCCUCACCAUUCUUCUGUCGUCCAAGUCACUGUGGUUGGCUACGAGGUCUUCCUCUUGUUGCUCCAGUUCCUAUACAGCGGGCAGGUGUCGAUCACGCCCCAGAAGCACGAGGCGCGGCCCAACUGCCCGGAGCGGUCGUGUUGGCACACGCACUGCUCCUCCGCCAUAGACCUCGCCCUAGACACCCUCGCCGCAGCCCAUUUCUUUGGUGUUGAUCAGCUGUCCCUCCUCACCCAGGCCCACCUCGCCUCCAUUGUCGACAAGGCAUCCAUAGAGGACGUCAUGCGCGUCCUCCUCGCCUGCUCCCACAACAAGCCUCUCAUGCAUCCCCUCUGGUCGACAUGCUCCCGUCUCGUCGCCCAAUCCGGCCUCCCUCUUGAUGUCCUUGCCAAGCAUUUGCCUCCCGACUUGGCCCAGCACAUCCUCGACAUGAGGCUCGAAUCCAAUUCUGCCAAUGCCCGAGCGCAUGUGGUUGAGGACCAUAAGGUUAGGCGGAUGCAGCGUGCACUCGAUUCCUCAGACGUCGAGCUUGUCAAGCUCAUGGUCAUGGGCGAAGGCCUCAACCUUGACGACGCCCUCGCGCUACAUUAUGCAGUGGCUCGAUGCUCUCGAGAGGUUGUGAAGGCGCUUCUUGAGCUCGGGGCAGCCGAUGUCAACCAUGCUGCAGGCCCGGCAGGGAGGACACCAUUACACAUUGCAGCGGAGAUGGUGAGCCCCGACAUGGUGGCCGUGCUCCUCGAUCACCACGCCGACCCCAACGCGCGAUCAGCAUCAGGUGCAACCCCAUUUGACGUGCUCCAGUCUUUGGCCUCCGAUUUCCUCUUCAAGGGGCCAAACGUGAGUUCACCGACAGCGCCAGCUCCCCACAUCGAACACAAUAAGCUGAGGCUGUGCCUGGAGCUGCUGCAGUCAGCGGCGCUUGUGAUCUCAAGGGGCUGCGAUGGGGCCGAGGGUUGCAGCCCAACCCCACCGCAGGACAUUGAUUCGAGAAUGUUGUUUUUGAAUAUUGGUGGCAAGGACAGGGAUGGCGGAGGGGGCUCAGAUGGGUCAGGGUAUUGUGGGAGGAGCAUCGGGCAGGGAUCGACCCGCGAGUUUUAGGCGAGGAAGAACCCCUUUGAGAAGACCCCUUUCAUUUACUCGGUUCCUCUUUUCUGUGAGAUUGAUUGGAGCUUAUUUGGGGCUCAAUUGUACAAGUCUCUCUCACUGAGUGUGUUUUGGGGACGGAAUAUUUUGGAGAAAUUUUGUUCUGGUCUCUCUGUCUAAUAUUUUUGUGAAAUUUUGUUUGGGUCUUCCUCUCUCUCUCUCUGAUUGUUUUCCCUUGUGGUGGUGGUGGAGAUACUUGCUGAAAUUUUGUGGUGUUUCUCUAUAUACUCUUGUUGGGUUGCUAAUGGUAUAAGACAUUGAUGAAAUUUGA
Messenger RNA from Amborella trichopoda, 2351 nucleotides. Its product is annotated as BTB/POZ domain and ankyrin repeat-containing protein NBCL. Gene Ontology annotation, molecular function: protein binding; transcription cis-regulatory region binding. Gene Ontology annotation, cellular component: nucleus. Gene Ontology annotation, biological process: regulation of DNA-templated transcription; plant organ development; induced systemic resistance, jasmonic acid mediated signaling pathway. Lineage: Eukaryota; Viridiplantae; Streptophyta; Magnoliopsida; Amborellales; Amborellaceae. The record is from RefSeq and is a predicted model, not a curated record.